Molecule: messenger RNA, 3103 nt
Organism: Ictalurus punctatus (channel catfish)
Lineage: Eukaryota; Metazoa; Chordata; Actinopteri; Siluriformes; Ictaluridae
Gene: wdsub1
Product: WD repeat, sterile alpha motif and U-box domain containing 1
Exons: 13
Coding region: 234-1715 (493 amino acids)
Biological process (GO): protein ubiquitination
Molecular function (GO): protein binding; ubiquitin-protein transferase activity
Source: RefSeq, a predicted model, not a curated record
CGUUCUGCUUGGUCAAAGAAACGAUGCUAGUCACGAAUAAGUUUCAGUUGGAAAUUUUAUAUAGCUGUUGCGGUGUGUAACGGUUCGCAGUGUUAAAUAAAGCAACGGUUUUACAGGCAAACUGAAAACAGAGAGAGAGAGAGAAGGAAGGAAGGAAGGAAGGAAGCAAGCAAGCAAGCAAGCAAGCAAGCAAGCAAGCCAGCCAGCCAGCAAGCCAGCCAGCAGUAGUCAAAAUGGUGUCUCUGAUCUGCACCGUACAAGGUCAUCGCGAUGAUGUGAAUUGCUGCGCAUUUUCCGCCUCGCUCCUGGCCACCUGCUCGGCCGAUAAAACCGUCCGGGUCUACUCCACCCGAGACUUCUCCGAGCUCCCGUUCUCGCCGCUCUCGGGCCACGGUUACGGGGUCCACUGCUGCUGUUUCAGCUCCUGCGGCCAGUACCUGGCGUCCUGCUCCACGGAUGCCACCACGGUGGUGUGGGCGAUGGGCAGCGGUGAGAUCGAGGCCGUGCUCGAGCAUCCGGGCAGGAGUCCGGUCAGGGUGUGCGCCUUCUCACCCGACUCCUCGUGUCUGGUUUCGGGCGCUGCAGACGGCACCGUAGCUCUGUGGGACUUCCCAUCCAGAACUCUGCGCAGGACCGGUGCCGUUCCCGACACCACUAUGGUAGCGUGUUCCUUUAGCCCCUGUGGUCAGCUGUUUGCUACAGGUUCUACGUAUGGAGACCUCCGUAUCUGGGACCUGGGCAUGAACCAGCUCCACGCCGAGAAGUACGCCCACGACCUCGGGGUCACCUGCUGCCAGUUUGCACCGCACAUAAUGACUGAUAAGGCAGGCGGUCUGGUCCAGUUCCGUUUGGCCUCCUGUGGUCAGGACAGCUUGCUGAAGAUCUGGCUGGUUUCUCAGAACUUCUCUAUAGGUUGUAAAAUGCAGCUGGUACACACACUGUCAGGUCAGUCGUCUGUGGUCCUGUGCUGUGCCUACUCUGCAGACGGACAGCUUUUAGUGUCUGGGUCUAUGGAUAAGACAGUCACAGUUUAUGAAGCUAAUGAUGGAGUCUUACUCUAUACGCUGAACCAGCAUGAGAGGUAUGUGACGGCGUGUGCGUUCUCCCCGACUGUCCCCCUCAUAGCCACCGGCUCCAUGGACAAAACGGUGAACGUGUGGAGGGUGGAGGACGGCGGCAGCUCUCAGGGUGCUGGACCUGAUGGCAAAUCUCUUCCAGACGAAGUCCCUUGUGGCUCACACGAAGCAGGCAGGAAGUGGCCGGGUCAUUCCAGGCUGACGGUGAGCGAUUGGUCAGAGGACGAUGUGUCGGCAUGGUUACGGGAGGAGGGGCUGGAGAGCCUCGUCGACACGUUUAAGGCCAAUAACAUCGAUGGAGCAGAACUGCUCUCGCUGAGCAAGGAGAGCCUCAGCUCGGAGCUUCGUAUAGAGUCACUGGGUUUGCGCGGUAAAAUUCUGCGAAAGAUCGAGGAGCUGAAGAUGGCACCGGUAUCCGACGGCAUUCCUGACGAGUUCCUCUGCCCCAUCACACACGAGGUCAUGAAGGACCCGGUGAUUGCUGCAGACGGCUAUUCCUACGAGCGGGAUGCCAUCGAGAGCUGGAUCAAUACGAAGAGCCGCUCCAGCCCCAUGACCAACCUGCCGCUGCAGACCACACUGCUCACCCCCAACCGCACGCUCAAAAUGGCCAUCUGCCGCUGGUCCAGCAGCCAGUGAUCACCACACACUCUCUCAAAUGCAACAGAACAUGACUGAAACCCGGUCCGAGGGGGACGUCCUGCGUCCCCCCACAACGCUCGAGACGGGUAAUUCACGCUGUAACAGCUUUGAAUCAGGUAUGCUGGGAGCUUAGGACAAAAACGCUGGCUAGCCGGGAUCGCUGAAAACCCCGCUCGACUGCACAGCUCGAAGGUUAGCACACCAAUCAGUCCUCGUCCAGACACCUGCUUAAAAUGUGAAACCACACACGGGUAAGAGAUUAAUGAUGUGCAUUAGAUUUAUGUGUUGGAGUCUGUAGGAACCUCACAGUAAACAUUUAUAAAUCGGUUAUCAAUCAGUUGAUCGAUCUGGACACAAUUCGGACCUUUUCUAGUAAAACCACUUCCUGAUUUUAAAACUUAUUUUCAUCCAUCGUAUAAAAACAAAAGUUUCAUUUAAACCUAAAUGAUCCUUGCUGUACGAAAAUUUAAAUUAUGCAUUCAUUUAAUAAUUAUAUCCAAGCAAACUGUGUCUGAAUAGAGAUAUUACACUUGAUGUAAUUAGUAUAUUAUCUCAAACAGAGCUCUCCUGCGAAAACAGCAAACUCCUUAUGCACUAUGUUUCUAUAUUUAUGUUACACCCAAUGUAGUGAGCAUAAGAUCGUGAAUAGGUUACGACCUCACUGUGAUUUAAUCCUUGGAAUGUUUUGGAAGUGUUAAGUAUCAUAUGUGAUAGGAAGUCGUUAUUGUAUGAGUAUAAAUUCACACACGUUAAUAUUCAGAUGCGUUACAGUGAAAUCUGAAUCAGCUGUGUAAAAUAUAUCAUUGUUUAAUUUAGACACAUUUUUGGUUCAUUUUUGGCAAAAUAACACGAUGAUUAAUCAGUUAAUCAAGUCUUAAAGUUCACUUUUUUUUUUAUAUAUCUAGCUUUGCACAAAUAAUUUACUUAACAUUUCCUGCUCUUUAUACAUGUACGCAUGCAUGAUUUCAUACAACAAUGUUUAGCUGAAAUCUUUUUUUCUUUAAAAAAAAUACAAUUAACAUUUGCAACAUAUUUCAUUACUAGCUGUAAGAUUUUACACUCUGAUGUAGCUGUUGUGAUUGGCUACCAAUGCCAUGGCAUUAUAACACACUGCACUAAAAACACUGGUUGGUUGCGCGAAAAUUGAUGUUAAAUAUUGAUAGUAAAAUAACUUUUGACUGCCUUAACUGCUACAAUGUUAUCAUUGUGCAUUGCUGAAUGCUGGGGCAAAGCAACCAAUCACAACUCUUGAAUCCAUAAUACUGGACUGGGUUAGAGCUUAAAGCAUAUACAACCCUGGAUUAUGAACGUGACUUUGCAAUUUCAUAGAGAUGGGUUAAUGAAGGGUUAAGACACUGCAGUCCUAAUAAAGUUAAACUCACCUA